Molecule: messenger RNA, 1887 nt
Organism: Bombus terrestris (buff-tailed bumblebee)
Lineage: Eukaryota; Metazoa; Arthropoda; Insecta; Hymenoptera; Apidae
Gene: Hn
Product: protein henna
Exons: 8
Coding region: 84-1478 (464 amino acids)
Biological process (GO): L-tyrosine biosynthetic process; L-phenylalanine catabolic process
Molecular function (GO): phenylalanine 4-monooxygenase activity; iron ion binding
Source: RefSeq, a predicted model, not a curated record
AUUGUCGGUGAAUGUAUAAGUACCUGUGACGGAUUAAUGGAGCGUAGUUUCUGUAAACGUGUCUCAGGACGAUAAGUCGUAACAUGGUUCACGAGGAAAACACUUUGCCUCCGUUCACCUGCAAAAAUCACUCUCAAGUCUUGCUAGCGAUGCACGAUCCUACGCUGAUACAUGGGGGAAACUACAUCAAAGAAGGUAAGGACUCGGCAAGGAGCACCUGCCUGAUUUUUUCACCCAAAGAAGAGGACUCCGUCGGAGCGUUGAGCAAAUAUCUUAAACUUUUCGCUGAACAUAAGGUUAAUCUGUCGCAUAUAGAAUCCAGAAGCUCUCUUCGUCGAACGAAUAUGUACGAGUUUAUGGUGGAAUGCGUGCCUGGCGGAGACCUUGGAACAGUGAUUGAAAAACUACGGGAACAAUGCAGCUACUUCUCGAUCAUUUCUAGAAAUCACAAAGAUAACAUGGGAACUGUACCAUGGUUUCCAAGAAGAAUCAGAGAUCUGGACAAGUUUGCCAAUCAAAUUCUCUCGUAUGGAGCAGAAUUGGACAGCGAUCAUCCUGGAUUCACGGAUCCUGUUUAUCGACAAAGGCGCAAAUACUUUGCAGAUUUGGCGUUCAAUUACAAAUAUGGUCAAUCGAUACCAAGGGUGGAGUAUACCAAAGAAGAAAUCGAAACAUGGGGUGUAGUUUUCAGAAACUUAACGAAGCUUUAUCCAAAGUAUGCCUGCAAGGAACAUAAUCACGUGUUUCCCUUGUUAAUCGAGAAUUGUGGCUACAGAGAGGACAAUAUUCCGCAAUUGGAGGACAUAUCAAACUUUUUAAAAGAUUGCACCGGUUUCACUCUUCGACCUGUGGCUGGCCUUCUAUCUUCGCGCGACUUCCUAGCUGGUCUGGCUUUCAGAGUAUUUCACUGCACACAGUACAUUAGGCACGGUAGUAAACCAUUGUACACGCCUGAACCUGAUAUUUGUCACGAAGUACUGGGUCACGUUCCCUUGUUCGCUGAUCCGUCAUUCGCACAAUUUUGCCAAGUCGUUGGCUUGGCGUCUCUCGGAUCUCCUGACGAAUACAUCGAAAAAUUAGCUACGUGCUUCUGGUUUACGGUUGAGUACGGUCUGUGCCAACAAAAUGGCGAACUAAAGGCAUACGGUGCUGGAUUGCUGUCAUCUUUCGGCGAACUCGAGUAUUGUUUGAGCGACAAACCAGAAUUGCGUCCUUUCGAACCAGCAAAGACAGCGUUGCAAAAGUAUCCGAUAACCGAGUACCAACCUGUCUAUUACGUUGCCGAGAAUUUCGAGGACGCCAAACAGAAAAUGAUUAAAUUCACAGAGAGUAUACCGAGGAAGUUUGGAGUGAGAUACGACCCGUAUACCCAGAGCAUUAGCAUAAUCGACAGUAAACAUCAAAUCGAGGAUCUCGUGCACAACGUGAAUCAAGAAGUACAAAUUUUGAUGGACGCUUUAAGAAAAUUGAGGCAAUAGAAUGUCCACAUAAUCUUAUCGAUCAACCACGUUACAUAUAGUAGGUAUUUAACAAUGCGAAUCUGUUUAUACGAUGAAAUAAAAUAAAACAGGAAGAAGAGAUGAAAUACUUUCGGAUUUAGUCCAACUCGAGGGAAAUUGUUUUUCAAUCUGAAAUGAAAAAGAAACGAUUAAUGACUCGAAGACGAACGAUACGACCACGAUAAUCUCGCUGUUUUUAGGAACCUUUAUUUGCACGUUGAAUAUGUAUAUAAUUCUCAAAUUUUUAUACCAUAAUUUACAAUCAUACGUGAGAAAAGUUAUUGUCUUAACACGUAAUAGCCUGCAGAUACGUUUAUCGGGAUUCGGCUAAUUCAUCGGAAUGUAUAUGAAUCCUAUGUUUCAAUAAAUAUACGUAUAACACGUGUAA